Phoenix dactylifera (date palm) is the source of this 735-nucleotide messenger RNA. The record is from RefSeq and is a predicted model, not a curated record. Lineage: Eukaryota; Viridiplantae; Streptophyta; Magnoliopsida; Arecales; Arecaceae.
AUGGCGGCGGAGCUCGAGGAUAGGAAGCCCUCGACCUCCGACCCCGACAAAUCCGACGGCGACGACUCCGACUCCCUCUCCCUCUGCGACGUCGCCCCGGCCGGAAAUGAUGAAUCCGACGGUCUCGUUUCCUCCGACGAUAGCCAAUUAUCUCCUCCUCCUCCUCCUCCUACCGACCCUUUCGAGUUCUUCCCCGGCGACCACUCCGCCGUCGAGGAGAUGUGCUCCGCGGACGAUGUCUUCCACCAGGGGCAGCUCCUCCCCUAUAAGCCCCCUCCUCCGCAGCCGUCUCCGGCGAAAACAAGCGAUGCCACCGCCCCCAAGAUAGCACCUUUCGAUCACAGGCGGUCGGAGUCGCUCAACCGGAUCAACCGGCCCCGCGGCGGCGGCGCGGGGCUCGCGGCCGAGUACCGGAGACUGAGGAGGGCGGCAUCAGAUUCAGACUCGAGAACCCCUCUGCCGCCGCCGACUCAGCCUCCGGCGAGGCCGAGGUCGCGGCGGCCGAAGUGGUAUCUGGUCGUGUUUGGUUCUGUGAGGGUCCCGGCGGCGAUGGAGAUGAAGGACAUCCGGAACCGGCAGAGGCGGCAGAGAUCACUAUCUCUGGCGGAGUGCGGCGGGUUGGGGUACGAGGGAGGGAGAGGCCCGUGGAAGCUUCUCCAGUCUCUGAGCUGCAACGGGGCGGAGAGCGCCGUCGUGUCGACGCCGCUAAACGUCGUCUCGCACGUGCCGGGUUGA